This is a messenger RNA of Mizuhopecten yessoensis (Yesso scallop), 548 nucleotides long. Its product is annotated as protein timeless homolog. Gene Ontology annotation, biological process: DNA repair; DNA replication checkpoint signaling; replication fork arrest. The record is from RefSeq and is a predicted model, not a curated record. Gene Ontology annotation, molecular function: DNA binding. The transcript is spliced from 2 exons. Lineage: Eukaryota; Metazoa; Mollusca; Bivalvia; Pectinida; Pectinidae. The coding region runs from base 60 to 548 and encodes 162 amino acids. Gene Ontology annotation, cellular component: replication fork protection complex.
UUUGUUAUUUUGAUGUGGGGUUAUUUUAACAGUGUAGUUCCUUGAUUACAGCUAGUAGUAUGCCGGUUCCCAUCGUUCCACUGACAGAGGAAAAUGAAACAGCAAUGGAAGAUGAAUAUUUUCUGUCUUUCCUAAAGAAGAUUGGUAUCUGUCCUCCGUCCAGUGAGCAGGAGGUGUUCUGGCGUAUCCCAGGUGAAUGGAGUCCUGCCCAGUUGAGACAGCUUGUGGAAGGGCUGACACUUGAUGAACAGGGGGUCCCAAGUCAGGCUCAUACCAUCAAAAUCCACAAGCCUCCCGCGCCCAAACCCAGCAAGGCCAAGGUCAAGGAAGUGAAGAAGAAGAAGGAUGACAAGAAAACAUCAGACAGGAUGGAGAGGUUGAAAGCUAUGGCUAAACAACGACAGCAAAAUAAGGGCAAGAAGCCCAGGAGAGAUCGAACAAGGUAUUAUAUAAACAGGAUAAUAGAACUAACGCCAAUCCAAAAGUUAGUGGUUAUUUUGUGGAGUGCUGUGCUUGAGCAUGGAUACCCGAGAUACACAGGGGGAUAG